GCUCCCCCGGCAGUAACUCCCAGACGCCACCCCGCCAGACAAGCUGCCAGCCGGUGUGCCUUCUUCCUCUCUCACGCACCAGCCCCCGGUUCCACCACCUCCCUCUGGAGAGAGCGCCAUGAGCACUGAGAGCAUGAUCCGGGACGUCGAGCUGGCGGAGGGGCCGCUCCCCAAGAAGGCAGGGGGGCCCCAGGGCUCCAAGCGCUGCCUCUGCCUCAGCCUCUUCUCUUUCCUGCUCGUGGCCGGAGCCACCACGCUCUUCUGCCUGCUGCACUUCGGGGUGAUCGGCCCUCAGGGGGAAGAGCAGUUCCCAAAGAACCUCCAUCUAGUCAACCCUCUGGCCCAGACGUUCACCCUCAGAUCAGCUUCUCGGGCCCUGAGUGACAAGCCGCUAGCCCACGUAGUAGCAAACCCACAAGUGGAGGGCCAGCUCCAGUGGCUGAGCCAGCGUGCGAACGCCCUGCUGGCCAACGGCAUGAAGCUCACGGACAACCAGCUGGUGGUGCCGGCCGACGGGCUGUACCUCAUCUACUCCCAGGUUCUCUUCAGGGGUCAAGGCUGCCGCUCCUACGUGCUCCUCACUCACACUGUCAGCCGCUUCGCCGUCUCCUACCCAAACAAGGUCAACCUCCUCUCUGCCAUCAAGAGCCCCUGCCACCGGGAGACCCCCGAGGGGGCUGAGCCCAUGGCCUGGUACGAGCCCAUCUACCUGGGCGGCGUCUUCCAACUGGAGAAGGGUGACCGGCUCAGCACCGAGGUCAACCAGCCCGAGUACCUGGACCUUGCCGAGUCCGGGCAGGUCUACUUUGGGAUCAUUGCCCUGUGA
This is a messenger RNA of Lepus europaeus (European hare), 826 nucleotides long. RefSeq names its product tumor necrosis factor (gene TNF). The transcript is spliced from 4 exons. Gene Ontology annotation, cellular component: membrane; cell surface. The record is from RefSeq and is a predicted model, not a curated record. Gene Ontology annotation, biological process: immune response; tumor necrosis factor-mediated signaling pathway; positive regulation of transcription by RNA polymerase II. Gene Ontology annotation, molecular function: tumor necrosis factor receptor binding; CD40 receptor binding; cytokine activity. Bases 119 to 826 code for a protein of 235 amino acids. NCBI's taxonomy places the organism in Eukaryota, Metazoa, Chordata, Mammalia, Lagomorpha, Leporidae.